UGUGUGUGUGUGAAACGUUUGUAAACAUUACUAUUUGGUAUUUUUGGAGGAAAAAUAAUUAUUUUCGAUUAAAAUAAAAAGGUGGAAAAAAAAUGUCUGGAUCAAGUGAAGAAGAUGAUUAUAUGUCAGAUGCCUUUUUAGCUAAAACUAUUGAGACAGAUGUACGUCCCGGUUUGGUGGGAAAUCAUAAAAUUGCUCGCCGAAUCAAAUUGGAAGACGAAAAGAAAAAAUUGGAUGAUGAACAAAAGAAUAAACAAAAGCCAGUGAAACAAUUGGAGGCGGAACGUCGGGAGGAAGGUUUGAGCGCUGCCAUUUCAUCGGAUAAUAAAGGAUUUGCAAUGCUUGCCAAAAUGGGGUAUAAACAAGGUGAUGCUAUUGGUCGAUCUUCCACAGGUAUCGUUGAGCCAAUUUCCAUUCAAAUCAAAAGUGACCGUGCCGGAUUAGGCCGUGCGGCAGCAAUAAAACAAUUGGAGGAAUACAAAGAACGGUUGCGUAAAACAAAGUCCGAAGCAAAAAGCGAAACUAGUACAUCAUCGUUGCAUCUAUUCAGGCAACGAAUGGCACAGAAAAAUUGUGAUCGACAACUUGAAGCUGAUUUAUGCAAAUGUCAGCGAGCAUGUGAAAAGCUUGAUAUCGACGCUUCAAUUGAAAAAUCAGUGAUGGCAUUCUUUUGGCCAAAACGCAACAAAGGUGAACCGGCCGAAACACAAGAAGAUCCAUAUGAUGAAAAUGAUAAGAAACCAAAACGACUGCGAAAAGAUUCAACGAGCAGUGAUGAUAGUGUAGCAAAGAAGCACUUUGGACAUAUGUCGGACAGUUCCGACUCUAGUAGCUCUGAAUCUGAAGAAGAAGAAACGAGAAAAAUUGAAGAAAUACCAAAUGAAGCACCGAAUACUGAUGAUGAAGAAGACGAAUACGAGACUUCUGAAAAGGUUGAAAUGUUAACCACUUACCUUCGAACUACAUAUUGUUAUUGCCACUGGUGUGGCACUCAUUACGAAAAUGUAGAUGAUUUGGAAGCCAAUUGUCCGGGCACAACAAAAGAUGAACACUGAACUUUAAGUACUAGUGUCGAAAAAUUCCAAAUUAUUUUUCCAAUUAAAAAACAAUGACCAACAUAUUCUCACUUUAAAGAAGUAUUUUAUUAUUACAUAAUCAGUUAUUUAAUGGAUUGAUUUUGUUUUGGUAUGAAUUCUUUGGUUUUUGGCAGAGUUACAUAUGAUUCGGGUUAAAAACCCUCUACAAACAUAAAUAUUUCACUAAUUUGACACAUUUGUGAACACUUAGAUAAUAAUCAAUUCAUGUUUUAAUGAUAGGAUGAGUUAAUUCUGUUUUUUUCUUAAUUAGAAUAAUAAUGCUAUCGCUUAUGGAUUAAAAUGAUUUUAGAAAUAUUUGCGAGAAACUCCAAAUAUCGAUUUUCAUUGAAGGAAAUAGUUGUUUUACACGGUCGACAGACAAU
Contarinia nasturtii (swede midge) is the source of this 1459-nucleotide messenger RNA. RefSeq names its product G patch domain-containing protein 11. Lineage: Eukaryota; Metazoa; Arthropoda; Insecta; Diptera; Cecidomyiidae. The record is from RefSeq and is a predicted model, not a curated record. Gene Ontology annotation, cellular component: kinetochore. The coding region runs from base 93 to 1055 and encodes 320 amino acids. Gene Ontology annotation, molecular function: nucleic acid binding. The transcript is spliced from 5 exons.